AUGCACAACUUCGCUGCAUUUUUUCUCUACGCCUUUGUUGCGUGCAAUCUAUACGGAUUAGGUAAAUCCCAAUCACAGGAUGAUACUGGCUCCGUUUAUAUCCUGAAGGAUGAUCCAUCCCGAGAGCUCCAACCUCUGCCGAAUAGUAUUCAAUUCCUCCAGAAGCAAUUAAAGUUACAAAUUACAACACAGAAAACAACACUGGCGAUUCUGGACACCAUGCAAAAAAAUACCCAGGAGAAACUAGAAGCCAUUCAAAGGGAAGUGCUUAAGAGUCUUGAUCAAAUUAGAGGCGAAACAAAUGAAAGGCUGAUCCAGAUCCAAAAUCAACAGGCGGACAUCCAGAUGUCAAUCAAGGCCUUGAUGGAGAGAAGGCAGGCGGAGACUGCGCCACCGAAAGUGGUCAUCAUCCCACCAGGAUUUGAGAAAAUAGGAUCCAGAUACUUCUAUAUUGAAGAAGAAGUUAGCAAAAAUUGGACUGAUGCUCAACUAUUCUGUCGAGAAAAGGGAGCUUACUUGGCUGCUAUCCAAGAUCAAAAGGAAUUCAAAGACGUGACAUUGAAACUCCAGAAGGACAAUCGCUACUGGCUGGGCAUUAACGAUAUCGAAAAUGAAGGAAUAUAUAUUUCCGAUGCUUCUGGGAAUGUAGCUCCAUUUCUGAAAUGGGGUCUUGGAGAUCCCGACAGCAUGGAAAAGAAUGAGGACUGCAUUGGCGUUGUGGCUGGCGUUGCUUACAGCGCUAUGGUUGAUUGGCCAUGUAAACUUGAGUUUCAUGUCAUUUGCAGUUUGGACAAUACUGUUUAG
Molecule: messenger RNA, 804 nt
Organism: Drosophila takahashii
Lineage: Eukaryota; Metazoa; Arthropoda; Insecta; Diptera; Drosophilidae
Product: accessory gland protein Acp29AB-like
Molecular function (GO): signaling receptor activity
Source: RefSeq, a predicted model, not a curated record